Messenger RNA from Drosophila serrata, 11440 nucleotides. It is a transcript of the gene Cubn, whose product is annotated as Cubilin. Lineage: Eukaryota; Metazoa; Arthropoda; Insecta; Diptera; Drosophilidae. The record is from RefSeq and is a predicted model, not a curated record. Gene Ontology annotation, molecular function: calcium ion binding.
AUGAAAGGGUCUGCUAGCAGCAGUCUCCUGUGGUGUUUGGGGCUCCUCCUUGUUACGGAUAUCUGGCAUCGGGCAGAGUGUUUUGUCAACUCGCCAAAAAUCAUCAGCAAAGAUGGCAAUCUUAUUUUCGAGUCUGGUGCCAAUCGCAACAUCAGCUUCCGGCUGACCGGGACCUCCCGCCUGACCAUCAAUGAGGAGUACGAUGUCCUGGAUUUGCUGCUGGCCACCGGCGGCGGUUCAAAGAAACGAUCCGGCGGCGGAGCCAAGGAUGAGUGGAGCAGCUCCGAGGAUAUUGUGGAUGUCAGGGAGCUGGCCGAUCAACUAGCAGAUUUUCAGAGACGGGCAUUUGGACCCAAUGGCUUGAACGUGAUGCUGCGUCAACAGCAGAACAGAACCCGAGGAUCACUGGCUCUGAUGCGACGCUUCCAGACGCGACUCCGUGCAGUGGAGAACAAGGUGGAUCGCAUGAAGACGCAGCUGGAGGCGAACGGCUGUGCGAGCGGCCCCUGCGAGAAUGGAGGCACCUGCUACAAUACCUAUAGUGGAUUCCGGUGUCAGUGUCGGCCAGCUUUUGAAGGCACCAAAUGUGAGGUGGACGUAAACGAGUGCGCCCUGUACGAGGGCACCGACCUGGGCUGCCAGAAUGGAGCCCAGUGCCAGAACCAGUUCGGAACAUACAGCUGCCUGUGCCAGCAGGGUUGGCAUGGGAUGCACUGCACCCAGCGGCGGGCCGACUGCUCACAGGCCAGUGCCUGGGAGCUCUGUGGCCACGGGUCCUGCGUGCCCAGCUCGGACGAUGCCGGCUAUCGGUGCAUCUGCGAUGCCGGCUGGAAGACCAACGGAUUGACACCCGUCUGUGGCGUGGAUGUGGACGAGUGCAAUGAGGCAUCAGCCGCCCACACACCCUGCUCCACCAAGUGCAUCAAUCUGCCAGGUAGCUUCACUUGCGCCCCCUGCGCCGCUGGUCUGACUGGGAACGGUGUUAGCUGCCGUGAUGUGGACGAGUGUCAGACAAACAACGGUGGCUGCAGCCUGAGUCCCCGCGUGGACUGUAUCAACACCUACGGAUCGCAUAUCUGCGGCCAGUGCCCGGUGGGCUGGACGGGCGAUGGCCACAAGUGUGAACGGGUGGGACAACCUGGCCAAAUCGAUGGAUCCGACUCGAAACCGGCCACCAUUGGCAACUGUGCCGACCGGAGCCUGUGCUAUCCGGGCGCCAGCUGCUAUGAGAUCUCCGGAACAGCCGUUUGUGCCUGCCCCACCGGCAUGGUGGGCUUUGGGAUUGGUCCGAGUGGCUGUAUUAAUGGCACGGCCAGAAAUUGUCAGAGUAAUCCAUGCAAGAACAAUGGCAUCUGCGUGGACUCUGGACCCUCGAACUACACCUGUAUGUGCCGUCGUGGCUUCCGUCCGCCAAAUUGCGAGCCAUUGCCCAGUCCGUGCGAUAUCAAUCCCUGCAAGAACGGCGGCAGCUGCCGGCCCACAACUGCCCAGGGCGGCGAUGGCUUCGUUUGCCAGUGUCUGCCGGGCUACAGGGAUCGACUCUGCUCGACACGAUUUAGCAGUUGCAAUGCCCUGCUGGUGGCCGCCAGCGGUCGCCUCAAGUAUCCGCCGGAGGGCACUGGCUACGAGCAUAAUGCCCAGUGCGCCUGGGUCAUACGGACAAACGAGUCGCUGGUGUUGAACGUAACCUUCCACAGCUUCGACUUGGAGGAUGCCACGGAGUGCCGCUUCGACUGGCUGCAACUGAACGAUGGACGUUCGGCGGCCGCCCAAAUUAUUGGACGCUAUUGUGGCAACCACCUGCCGCAUGGCGGCAAUAUCAUCUCCUCCGGCAACCAGCUGUAUCUGUGGUUCCGUUCCGAUAACUCAACGGCCAAGGAGGGCUUCGACCUCACCUGGACCUCAAUGCAGCCGCGAUGCGGAGGCAAGUUGGAGUUCGAGACACAUGGAACGCUGGCCUCUCCAGGAUCACCGGGUAAUUAUCCUAAGAAUCGUGACUGCCGCUGGACUUUGGUGGCGCCGAUCGACAAGCGCAUCAAGCUCACCUUCUUCAGUCUCCAGCUGGAGCGCCACGACAAUUGCAACUUUGAUUAUGUCCAGAUCAAGGACACCAUAUCGGGCCGAGAGUUGGCCAAAUAUUGCAGCAGCGGUCAGCCGGCGCCGCUUCUACUUCCCACCCAUCAGGCGGAGAUUCUCUUCCACUCGGAUGCGGAUGGCAGCGAUACAGGCUUUCAGCUGCACUACUCCGUGGAGGAGAGGAUACCGGGCUGCGGCGGCGUCUUUACCGCCCGCGAAGGUACUAUUUCCGGGGCCAGUGGAUCAGGUGUAAAUGCAGGAACUGACACCGAGUCGCAGGGUAUCGCUAUGGGCGAUCCCGUCUCCUGUGAGUACGAAAUCCGUUCUGGCUUGGGCGAACUGAUUGCUAUUCAAAUGGAGCAUCUGGAGCUUGGACCGCAGGACUGCUUGGAAGUGCUGGAUGUCACGGAUGAUAAUGUGAGCGCUUUGCAGGCCAAGAUCUGCGGUUCGGAUGCGGCGCGGUCCAAUCCGCCGGCAUACACCUCGCUGUACAACCGCCUCAAGAUCAAGUUCUACGCCAGCGCGGGUCUCUUCCGACUGCGCUACCACGCAGCCUGCUCCUUCACCUUCGACAGUCCUGAGGGAACACUGAUGUCGACUGGCUACCCCGACAUGGCCAAAGGGGAUCGCUCCUGCUCUUACACGAUCAGAACGGCCCCGAACACGGUGAUCAGCGUGAGGAAGAUCGACUUUCAGCUGAAGAACGGUGAUGAUGACGGCGACGAUGAGGACUGUCUGACCACCAGUCUGAGGAUCAACGACGGCAUCAAUCGACAGAUCCUUGGACCCUACUGCGGCAACAAACAGCCACCGGAGGAGUUCCUUAGCAAGACGAACUACCUGCAGUACCAACUGACCACCGAUGCGGACACGCAGGGUCGUGGCUUUAAGUUUGAGUACCGGGCGGUACCCGUUGCCGAUGACAAGUGCGGCGGCGUCCACACCCGACCGGGAGACAACAUUCGGCUGCCGGUGAAUGAGGGCGAGUAUGCCAACGAUGUCACCUGCUACUGGGUAAUUAUGGCACCGCCAAACAAGGUCAUUCGCCUGCACUGGAUCAGCUUCCAUUUGGAGAGUUCCAUGGACUGCAGUUUCGAUUAUGUGGAGAUCUUUGACCGCCUGGAUGCGCAGCUGGGUAGCUCAGAAGCAAAACCUUUGGCCAAGUACUGUAGCGACCGCCAGCCGGAGGAUCUGCUGAGCCACUCGCGCCAAUUGGUCAUCAAGUUUACUUCGGACUACAGCGAAUCGGACGGCGGCUUCGAGUUGUCAUACACCUUCGAGGAUAUGGGUCAGUGUGGCGGUCAUAUUCACGCCUCUGCCGGCGAGCUAAGCUCCCCGGGCUAUCCCAUGAACUACUCCAAUGGCUUGGACUGCAACUGGCGCCUGACGGGGACCCUCGACCAUCUACUAGAGAUUCAGGUGGAGGUCUUUGACCUGGAGCUGUCGGCCAACUGCUCGGCGGACUAUCUGGAGGUGAUGAACGGUGGCGGCACUGACUCCCCGCUGAUCGGACGCUUUUGCGGUACAACCAUACCCACACGCAUCCCCAGCUUCAGUCAUGAGUUGACGCUGCGCCUCCACACAGACGCGGCAAACAGUGGCCGCGGGUUCCGUCUGCGCUGGCGCAUUUUUGGUUCCGGCUGCGGCGGGCGCCUUCGGGCCAAUGCGGGAGUCAUCGCUUCGCCCAGAUACCCGAACAACUAUCCGCACAUGGCGCACUGCGAGUGGCACCUGACCGUCCACCAGGGAUCUGGCAUUACCCUACUUAUCGAGGACAUGGAGCUGGAGUCGCUGAGUGACUGCUACUACGACAACGUCAAGAUCUACAGCGGGCUCUGGCUGACGGGUCAGAAGCCAGAUCGCACGCUCUGCCAGAUGCCGACCUCACGGGUGAUCCAGGUGGACUCCAACGAAGCCACCAUCGUUUUCGAUUCGGAUUCGAGCAACGCUAUGCGUGGAUUCCGCAUCUCCUACAUCGCAAACUGUGUCCGGAAUCUGACCGCCACCUCGGGCACUAUCGAGAGCCUCAAUUACAUGGAACCCUUCACUGAGGACAUGCCCAUCAAUUGCAGUUGGAGGAUCCAAGCGCCCAAGGGAAACUCCAUUCGCUUGGAGGUGUCGCAUAUGCAGCGGCAUGAGGAGCAUCUGCCCACCGCCCUGGUAGACGGUCUGUAUAUCGUAGAUGGCAAGAACACCCAAACCCUGUUGGCCCCGAAGGCUCUGAACGCCAGUGGCGAGGUAAUUACCGUCGUCCACAACGCCAGCACCCUAAGCUUCCUGAUGGACUAUCGCGUCGUGGGCUGCCUGGAGGAGCUGCGCGGUGAAAGCGGCUCAUUCCAUUCACCGAACUACCCCGGCAUGUAUCCCAACAAUAUGGAAUGCUAUUGGCUAAUCAACGUCGAGCGGGACCACGUCAUUAAGCUGACCAUUACGGAUAUGGAUCUGGAGGAGAGCGUCAACUGUACCAAGGAUGCACUGACGGUGUCUAAUCACGUUAGCGAAGUUCAGGUUCACGAACGUCACUGUGGUUCCAACAAGAAGCUGAUCCUCACGAGCUCUGGAAACAAGAUGCACGUGCGCUUCAUCUCGGAUGGUUCUCACAAUGGCCAGGGCUUUCAGGCCAAAUAUAUAAUUAUGAAAACGACAUGCGGUGGCACAAUCUCGACCAGAAACGGUGUCAUCCAGUCACCCAAUUAUCCGGGCAACUAUCCGGAGGGAAGCCACUGCGAGUGGCAGGUGGAAGUGUCCAAGCAUCAUCGCAUCGUGUUCGAAGUGCAGGAUUUGGAUCUAGAGGCGGGCUACAGCUGCUCCUGGGACUAUCUGGAGGCGUUCGAAGUAAACGAAGAUGAAACUGAGAACCGGCAGCUAUUCAAGAUCUGCGAUGAGAAUGAAGACGAUUAUCGCUCCUCCGUAAUGUCCACCACGAAUUUGGCUUUAGUGCGCUUUGUCAGUGAUGAUUCGGUGUCUAGGAAGGGAUUCAGACUGCGCUUUCACGAGUCCUGCGGCCAAACGAUGUCCAUCGAUGACACGGACUUUGAGUACAUCCAGAUGGGACGCCAGGCGUCACGCAACGAGAGCUGCCUGUGGGUGCUCCAAGCCCAGGAGCCCAGCAAGCACAUCAUCUUAACGAUCACGCAUAUCAAGCUAAGAGAGGAGGCAAGCAGCAAAUAUCCCACGGAGGGCGACUGCAUGCCCGAUGGCGUUCAGAUAUACGAGGGAACAGAGGUCAAGGGUACACCUCGCCUCCGAUUCUGCGGCUCGCAUCCGCCGGCCCUGAUCUCCAACGGUCAGGCACUGACCAUUAGUGUACCCCUGCUGCUUGUGGAGGAAUUCGAGGGCCACUACAUGACCAUGGACACGGUCUGUGGCAGUUAUUACAACGCUUUAUCCGGACGUUUCAGUACCCCGUACUAUCCAUCCUCGUAUCCGGUGAAUAUUGAAUGCACAUGGGUGCUGGAGGCCAAUGUGGGCAACUCCCUCAGUGUCACCCUUGAGUCAAUGGAUCUAGAGGAAUCGGAGGGCUGCAACCGAGACUAUCUGGAGGUGCGCGACGAAUCGGAGAGCGGCAAACUGAUUGGAGUGUAUUGUGGUAACCAGUUGCCGGGCACCAUACAUUCGCGUGGCUCCGUCUGGAUGACCUUCAAGAGCGAUGAUGACAAUGUGGGCGAGGGCUUUAUGGUCUCGUACAGUUACGAACAUCACAACGAGCUGAAUGGCACGGACGGCAUAGUGGAAUCGCCGCACUACCCCAGCCAGUUCAAGGACCUACAGCAUCCAUACAGCUGGCGCAUAACCGUAGACAAGGAUUACGUAGUGGUGCUAUCGAUUCUUCACCUCCGCGAUGUGGACCAGGCCCAUAUACAAUUCUACGAUGGCUAUUCGGACAUUGGGGCACGCAUCGAAGUCACAGAUCUGGAUGAGCCCGUCAGGUCUAGCUCGAACGUGCUGUACUUCACGGCCAGUCGGGGUCCCUUCCGUCUGAGUUGGGAGCGGCUGUCCAAGGAUGAUCUGCUCUCGAACCGCACAGCGGAGGCGCAGAUGCGACUCUGUGGCAACGAACUGAUUGCCGUUGGUCAGUGGGCGAUCCCCUUCCACUCUCCGGGCUAUCCCGAGGGCUACGAUAACGGCCUGAAGUGUUCGUGGAGCCUGGUUGCAUCUGAUCCGGCCAUGCAUACGGUGCUUUCGCUAUCCCGAGUGGACCUGGAGGUGUUUGGCGGCGAAAACGAGUGCAUUGCCGACUACAUUCAAGUCUCCAGCGGCAGUGAUCUGCAGCACUGGUCGGAGAUGAGUAAGCUCUGCUCGCUGCGCAACGAGACCAGUGGGUUAACUUUCCACGGCAAGCCCCAUCUCCGGCUGGAGUUUAUCACGGACGGUAGCAUCAAUCAGACGGGCUUUAAUGGUCUGCUGCGGACGGCCUGCGGCUCGGAGAUUGUCUCGGCUAAGGGACAGGUCAACAUCACGGAUGUGGUGAGGCGCAGUUUAGUGCGAUCGAAUGAGUGCGUGUGGACCCUGAAGGUGCGCCAAGGCAAACGGAUCAAGAUCGAUUUCCCUCAGUCCCAGUUGCAGAACAGCAAUCUAGCCGGAUCCUCAUCCGGCUCCACGGGUUGUGACAACUUCCUGGUCCUGCGCAACGGCCACGACGAGGAUUCGCCCUUCUUGGGUCACGGCAAGUACUGCGAGGACAACAUCCAGGACACCCUGGAGACCACCUCGAACAGGGCCUAUGUGAAGUUCCGCUUCUGGGGUACGCCCCGCUUCCUCGUCACCUUCCGCUUCGAGGAACUCUCGCACGCCUGCUCCCGGCGCAUCGAUCUUAAAACGGCCACGGACGAGGAGCUGAUCAGUUCACCCUACUACCCCAAUCUCCCGCAUCCACACUCCGAGUGCGUGUGGAUUGUGACGGCGCCGCCGCAGCACCGCAUUAUGUUGCAUUUCCGCGGCAAGUUUGAUCUGACGGCGGCCUCUGAGGAGUCCGGCGAAUGCCAGCAGGAGUACGUGACGGUGAUCGAUGGCAGUACAGAGCUAAGGCCGGAGCUGGGACGCUUCUGCGGCCAACGCAGUCCGGACACUAUCUACUCCUCGGGUAGCCAGCUGCGAAUCCAUUACUACACGGACGUCACCGAGCCGCACAUUGGCUUCCAGGCCAGCCUAAAGCUGGCCCGCUGCGGUGGCACCUACCACAGUCCCGAGGGUGUGAUUGUCUCGCCACCGCGGGACCUACUGCAGAUACACCGCGAGGAGGGUGGUCAGCAGUUGGAGGAGUGUGUGUACACCAUUGAACUGGAGAAGGGCAACACCAUCGAGCUGCAUACCGAGUUCAUUAAGCUGCCGGCGGCGGUGAACGGUAACUGCUCCCAGCACAGCCAUCUGCUGCUGGAGGAGAUGGAGGCCUAUGGAAUGGACGGCGAUGAGCACAUCUCGGACAGACUCAUGUUGUGCGGUUCCGAGAACCACAAUCUGAUCGGAGAGACUAACAAGAUUGUGUUUCGAUACCGCCUCCUGGACGGCAUGCCAUCCGAGGAUCAGGGCUUCCGCAUCGUCUAUGGCUCGGUGGGAUCCCGGUGCGGUGAAACGAUUAUUGCCAUGCAGGGCGUCCUCCAGACUCCCGGCUAUCCCGAUGGCGUGCGCUCUCCGACGUUGUGCGUCUGGAAACUGGAAGUGCCCAAGGGACGGCGCGUGCGUCUUGAGAUUGUUGACUUCAAUACGGGCGCAAGCAAUGCAACCAGAGUUGGAGGCGUAAUGAUGAACUCAUUCCGCGGCCGCCUCACCAUUGCCAACGAUCACAAAAUGCAGUCGAUUCUGGGCCGUUACACCAGCAAUCCUCCGGAAUCGGUCAUCUCCUCGGAUAAUACGAUGGGCAUCGAUACCUUCCUGUUGCCCAUCAACCGGCACCGUGGCUUCCGCUUCCGGUUCUCAGCGUACGGCACCAGCCUGUGCCAGAGCCUUCAGGUCGAGGAGAAUGUCACCAAGCAGAUGACCUUCGAGCGUACGAAUAUCACCAGUCUGGUCCACUGCAGCUACGACAUCGAGCCACCAGUCAAUAGCACUGUUCUCAUUCUGGUAAAGGAGUACAACACCAGCUCGGUGAUGAUGCGGAACACCCACCUCUGCUCCCUGCUCUCGCCGCUUAAGCUGAACCGCCUGGCCAAAUCGGAGGCCUUUUUGCCGCGCCUCCUCUGCGACUUCGAGUCGAAGCCACAACGUCCCGCCAUCCGUGUGCCCUUCCCCAUUCAACUGACGGUGUCGGCCGGCGCACGGAAUUCCCUGACGAAUCUCGUCCUCGAAUACAGUAUGCAGGCCUGUGGCGGUGUCCACAGUCUCGAGCCCGGUGACAAUAUGACAGUGCGCCAGCCCUCGGGAAUGGAGGGCAUCCAGGGAGCCAUCGAUUGUGCCUGGGCCAUCGGCUCGUAUGCGGAUGCAGGUGAUGAUGAUUCGUCGCUGCAGGAUAUCCAACUAGAGGUGUCACUAAGGGUCAACCUGCCGACGCCAGCCGUGGUUCAGGGAUCGACAGAAGUACGGUGUCAGCAUCAUUACCUAACGGUCUACAAUGGCCCCGACCAGAACUCCCCCAAGCUGGGCGAAUACUGCCAGGAGGAUGUCGCCGUAAAUAUGGUCGUGGAGCGGGGGCUGUUCCUCGAGUACCAUGCCGACCAUUUCACCCCAAAUGCCACCUUCAAUGUGUCCAUUAAGUACGGUUCCGGAUGCGGCGGCCGGCUAAAGCAUCCAUAUCGCAGCAUUGAGUUCUACGAGCAGUACAAGAACAACGUCGAGUGCAUCUGGGAAGUGGAGGCUGAGGCGGGAUACCACAUUGGCCUGUCCUUCCUCAAUCGUUUCUUCAUCGAGGACAGUCCCGGGUGCACCAAGGACUAUCUGCUGGUGCAGCAACGCGACGAUGCGAACGGCAACUGGACCGAUUUGAGGCGAAUAUGCGGUCGCUCUGCCCCGGAUCAGAUCAACUCGACGGCACGCUUCAUGCAGCUGAUCUUCCGCUCCGACGGCGACACUGUCGGCCAUGGCUUCUUUGCCAAGUUCGAUCGGAACUGCGGCGGUCCGCUUUACGCCGACGACGAGGAACAGAUGCUCUCCAGUCCAAACUAUCCGUUGGGCUACGAUAAGGGCUUAUAUUGCAACUGGACGAUAGUGCCCAGGAAUCCGGAGGCUGCACGCGGUGUCCUGGUCAGCUUCGUGGAGUUCGAUCUGGAGCAUUCGCCCAUGGUGCAGUGCCUGUUCGAUAAUCUCACUGUGAUCACCCGGGACGACAAGGAUCGCGUCAACGAGGUGGUCCUCUGCGGCGUCAAGCAGAACCAUGAAUACAGGGCAUUGCAGUCCAUCAACCUGGUUUUGAGGUCGGACAAUAGCUUCGCCGGCCGGGGAUUCCUGCUGCGGUACAGCACCCGACUCUGCGGCGGCGUGGUGAGCAGAACGGGCGUGGUGGAGUCACCGCGCCAGCACACGGAUAACUCCCUGCCGCCCAGCAGCGAUUGCUAUUGGAAUCUGACGGCGCCGGAGGGUCACAAGUUGACGGUGAAAUUCCAGCUGCUGGACUUUGAGCCGCACACGAAUUGCGCCUACGAUGGCGUGGAGGUCUUCGCCGGCGCAGUGCCCCUGGAACGGGAGCGCCGUGGUCGCUUCUGCGGCAGGAUCAACGAGGAUCUGCCGGUAAUCAGUAUACCACAAAAUCGAGGCCUCAUCCACAGUUACUCCGAUGACCGUGAUCCAUCACGCGGCUUCCGGGCCCUGGUUCGCAUCGUGCCCAAUUGCGAUGAGCAGAUACUGAUUAAUGGCACCACAAGGUACAUCUUCACCAAGUUCAGCAAGGCCAAUGGCUACGAUCCCAAUCUGGAUUGCCAGGUGGUGUUCCGCGUGCAGCGGGAUCAGCAGAUCAGGCUGGAGUUCCGCAGUUUUCAUGUGGAGCUUUCCACGGACUGCCGCAAGGACUAUGUAGAGCUGCGCGAUGGGGCUGGACCCUUUGCCGAUAUAAUUGGACGCUUCUGUGGCCAGGAUGAGCCGCCAAUGCUGACCACCACACGGCAUACGCUCUUCCUGCGCUUCGUUACCGACGACCAAGUAAAUGACUCCGGCUUUGAGGUGGCCAUUAGCCCCAUUCCCCGGCUGUGCGGCAGCCCGGAGGUCAGGCUAGCGUCCGAUGGAGUCAAAACGUUCCACCUGAACUCACCGUCGCGGGAGCCCGGCGGCAACUAUGGCAACGGCGUCGCCUGCUUCUGGAAAUUUGUCGGUGACAAGCCUCUGAGCCUGCACUUCUCCAGUUUCGAUUUGGAGGGGCCCAAUGCCAAUGGCAGCUGUGUGGCCGACUACCUCAAGGUGUACAACAGCGAGGACGCACAAUUGGUGGAGCGUGGCUUUGGCAGCGAGCUGAUCUUCAAUGGCCACACCUCCGCCCACAACUACAUCAACUAUGCCACGGAGCACGUGUACUGCGGAAACGUCAAGCCGGAUACGUACUAUGCCAACUCCAAUGAGAUCUACAUCAAGUUCCGAUCGAACAGCAUGGUGACCCGGCCGGGUUUCGUACUCCAAAUCAUGCUGGCCAGCAACUGUGAGCGCCAUUACGACGGAUUGCAGGGCAGGGUUCGUGUAUCGGAGACCUCCGACUGCGACAUCAUGAUCCAGGCUCCGGUGAACCACACCCUCAGCUUGUAUUACACGGAGCUGAUCUUCAGUUCCUAUGACUGCGAUGUGGAGCAUUUGGAGGUCUACGACAAGACCAAUCGAACCCUUCAACGUGUCUGCGCCUAUGUGGAUGUGGGCAAGAGCCUGUUCACCUAUACGGAUCAGCUAAGGCUGCAUGUUACGACCGGCAGCUACCUGAGCUCCCUGGAUCUUACCUAUCUGGCCAGUCCUGUGGAAAAGGAACCCGGAUGCGGCGGUCAGUUUUACAACACCGAGGGUGUCUUUGCCAAUCCCUUCUAUCCGGCCAAUGUCCGGAAUAACUCCGACUGCCGAUGGACUGUCCGGGUGCCGAGCAACAAUAAAGUGCUGCUCACCUUCGAGGCCUUCAAUCUGGGUAGCAAGAGCACCUGCCAUACGGAUUACCUGCAGAUACUGGAACAGGACGAUGCCGGGGAGGAACGCGAGGUGCGACGCUUUUGCGGCGAGGACAACCCAAAGGUCUACAAGAGCCCCCGUAGCCAGGUGGUGAUACGCUUCCACAAGACGGUCAAUUAUGAUGGAGUGGGCUGGGUGAUCCGGUUUGCUGGUGUCUACUCCAACUACCAAAUACCUAGAUAUCUAUUGGGCGCCCUCUAAGAUGUUUUCCUCCCUCCAUUUACCCUGCCUUGUAUUUCAAUCUAUUCCUGCAUAAUUCCUUUUUGUUAUAUAUAAAUAAAUUCUGUCUGCAAAUUAA